Molecule: messenger RNA, 798 nt
Organism: Meyerozyma guilliermondii ATCC 6260
Lineage: Eukaryota; Fungi; Ascomycota; Pichiomycetes; Serinales; Debaryomycetaceae
Exons: 1
Coding region: 1-798 (265 amino acids)
Source: RefSeq, a predicted model, not a curated record
AUGCCUCAAGGACCAAAUAUGCCACCUCCUUCAUCCUCACCUCCUAUGAAGGGCCUCCAUCACCAUCAACAUAAAAAUCACCAACAACAAGCACCACUUCAGCAUUUUCCACAGCAGCAAUUGCCACAACAAUUACCACAACAAGCACCCCAACAAUUACCACAACAUACACCACAACAUGUACCCCAGCAAGCACCUCAGCAAAUACCUCAACAAGCACUCCAGCAAGUACCACAUCAGCAUGUACCACAGCAUGGACAUCCCCAAAGUUAUUCUCCAGUACCACAAGGCUAUCCUCAAAGACCACCGCAGUCGUACUCUUACGGCCCUCAACAAGGUUACAACCCCGCUCCACCCCAAGGAUAUGCUCCAGAUCCUUCACAAGGAUAUUCCCAGGGUCCAGUGCAGAAUUACCCCCAAGGACCACAGGGAUCACAAGGACCACCCCAGGGUUAUUCUCAGCCUCCGCCCCAAGGAUAUGCCCAGCCUCCACCCCAAGGAUACCAUCCAGGACCCCCUCAAGGUCAUGCCCAGAACAUUCCACCCGCAAUGCCACAACCAUACCAACAGCAUCCACAACAACCUGGCCAGCCUCCGUACAAUCAGCAAUCACACCCUGGAGGAUUUCAGCAACAGCCUGCUCCUUAUGGGCAAGCUGGACACCAGCGACCACCAAGGAAUACAGCGGGUGAUUUGGCUAUGAUGAACAUGCCUCAAAGUCACAAACACCAUAAAAAUCAAGGGACCAACAAAGCCAGCUUGCGGGCGGCCUUUAACCAGGGUUCCUUUGGUAUUUGA